Molecule: messenger RNA, 1110 nt
Organism: Brassica oleracea var. oleracea
Lineage: Eukaryota; Viridiplantae; Streptophyta; Magnoliopsida; Brassicales; Brassicaceae
Product: probable ribosome-binding factor A, chloroplastic
Exons: 3
Coding region: 66-713 (215 amino acids)
Biological process (GO): rRNA processing; ribosome biogenesis
Molecular function (GO): ribosomal small subunit binding
Source: RefSeq, a predicted model, not a curated record
UACUUCCUUCUCCGACCGAUAAACACUGAACAGAGGAGUUAAGAGGUUAAGGAUCCACUGUGGCGAUGGCUAACGUGUUCCACGCCCACCAGUCCCACUUAUUCUUCCCUCUCAAUCCUUCAAUCUCCACCGUCCGUUCCAAGACGCAGACGUUCCACUUCCCGCAAUCAACGGCUCCGGCUAACCUCCGUACGGACCUCUCCGUGCGCCAGAGGAGCGUGAAGUGUAUGGCGAACCCGAGAAGAGUGAAGAUGGUGGCUAAGCAGAUAAUGAGGGAGCUCUCCGACAUGCUUCUCACAGACAAUGUAUUGCAACACGCCGUGUUGCCCGAAGCUGCACUUGGAGCCGACCGCUACCUCUCUUCUCUCACCACCAUCAGUGAUGUUGAGGUCUCCAAUGAUUUGCAGAUUGUGAAAGUAUAUGUAUCGGUGUUUGGGGAUGAUAGAGGGAAAGACGUUGCGAUUGCGGGGUUGAAAUCGAAAGCUAAAUACGUUAGGAGUGAGCUUGGGAAGCGAAUGAAGUUGAGAUUGACGCCUGAGGUCAGGUUUAUUGAGGAUGAGUCCAUGGAAAGAGGAAGCAGGGUAAUCGCGAUACUAGACAAAAUAAAAGCUGAAAAGGGAAGCGAAGGGGAGCCAGAAACGUCUGAUUCGCCAGAGGAUGAUCAAGAUUGGGGAGUGGAUGACCCCGACGAAGACAUCAUCUAUGUAAAGUAAACGGUCGCAAACAGUUUUAGCUACCAAGCACAAGUGCAUAUUACUAAGAAUUUCCCCUCAUCAUAUUUUCAAAUCAUCUAAGAGAGAUCAUUGACAUUGGUGCACCAUCUGACUCUGCGGGUAAUCUUUUCACAUGUUUUGUGUGAAGUUUACUAUAAGGAAUAUGUUGAUGACUCGGAAUUGAGAACUAGAGAAGACGAAUACCGAUAUACAUAGCUCACAUGGCUCCUUCCUAGUAUGGAUCAGCUUCUUUGCUACCUGGAUGGACUCAACUCUCUCCGAAGAAAUGUUUUAUUUCGGAUAUUUGGAUGAAUCAGUGUACCAAUGUGGGUCAUAUAACUCAUUAGCCCUCCUCUUUGUUGUUCUGAUAGUAGAAGAAGUUAACCGAUUUGAAAUU